AUGGCUGGUCAUUCCGGAGCACCGCCCGUUUUACAAUGGAGCCCUGAUAAGACGCACAGCGAUAGAGAAAGAUGGGUUUGCCUCUAUCCAGCCUACAUAAACAGCAAAAAGUCCUUGGCCGAAGGCAGAAGAAUCCCCAGAAAUAAAUGUGUUGAAAACCCGACUUACCAAGAAAUAAGGGAUGUUCUUGCUGCAGCAGGUUUGAAUGUUGGAGUUGAAAACAAGCUCUACAGCCGCGAAAGAAGCAAAGAACUCCUCUACAGAGGUCGCAUUCGCGUUCAACUCAAAAACGACGACGGCUCUUUGGUCAAUCCUGCAUUUUCUUCAAGAGACACACUGAUGCUUCAUCUUGGUGACAUGAUACCAAAGCUGAAAACGCGUUUGCAUAAACCGUCUACGGACCAGCCAAGUCAGGCUAGUCAAGGAAAAGGAAAGGGCAAGGGUAAAGGAAGGAGAUAA
Messenger RNA from Ceutorhynchus assimilis (cabbage seed weevil), 459 nucleotides. The record is from the annotation of a GenBank genome assembly. NCBI's taxonomy places the organism in Eukaryota, Metazoa, Arthropoda, Insecta, Coleoptera, Curculionidae.